CAUGUGGGCUCCUUGCCCAUCCGUCCGCUAAGACCCUCACUAAACCUCACUACCGAUCCUUCUUGACAUGUGGGAGUAUCUGUUUCGUCGAUUUUCACUUCAUUGAUAACGAAAAGUGCGAAUUGUGGAAUGCCUGCGUCUUGUUGCACGUUGAUCUUCCGCCCUUCCGCAUCAUUGCGACGACGUGUCUCUCUCAGCUUGGUUCAAUCCCUCCUCACAACGGAUCAGGUCAAUGCUACCCCUCUUUCAAUAUGCAGGACUAGCCACAUCCAAGUCACCACGACCAACAAUCGGCACUUCUCAAGGCUUCUGGGAAAACCGUAGCGACUGACACGACCGGGUCGACGGGCAAGCAGACGGCCUCUCCUUCAUCCAGCAACUUCAACUUCGCCUCGUCCGUCUCGAUCCCCAAUGUCUAAAGUUAUUCUCGUUGGGACCUCGUGCCAAAGAUCUUUCCAAUGGCGGGCUCCGAUGCUGCGAAGCACAAAAAGGCACAACCGCACCCCUAUCUUAGCGGCAACUUUGCGCCGGUCCAUCAGACUGUGCCGUUGACACCAUGUACCUACACAGGCACAAUACCAGAAGAGCUCGUGGGAGGGGAGUAUGUUCGGAAUGGAGGGAAUCCCGUCUCGAACGAGGACCUCGGCCGGGAUGCGCACUGGUUCGAUGGAGAUGGUAUGCUGAGUGGAGUGACAUUUACCAGAACGACCGAUGGAGUCCAGCCUGAGUUCGUCAACCAGUAUGUUUUGACAGACAUCUUUUUGUCCACCAUCGCGUCACGGCGCUUGCGUACCCCUCUUUUGCCCAGUAUCGCUGCGCUGGUCAACCCGCUUUCGUCCCUGUACAAGGUCAUUUUCCUGGUGUUUCGGACCGUCAUCUUUGUGAUCCUGUCGUGGUUGCCGGGCUCGACACAGGUCAUCAAAAAGAUCAGCGUCGCCAAUACCGGCAUCAUUUUCCACGAUGGCCGGGCUCUGGCCACCUGCGAAUCAGGUCCGCCCAUGCGAGUCAGCCUUCCAAGCUUGGAAACCAUUGGCUGGUACAAUGGUAAGAGAGCAGAAGGCGAGCCCGGAGGCGAAGAAGGCCCAGGCUUCGGAGGUGAAGGCAUACUCGGCUUCAUGAGGGAAUGGACGACUGCGCACCCAAGGGUAGAUCCCCGGACAGGAGAGCUGAUACUCUUCCAUUCAACCUUCGCGCCACCGUACGUCCAUUACUCAAUCAUUCCUUCUACUCACAAACCCAUCGUGUCGACAACACCAUUGGAAAGGCCGACGAGGCUGCUAAAUGCUCCCAUCCCCGGGAUAGCAUCGGCCAAGAUGAUGCACGACUUUGGUGUUUCUUUCAACCACACCGUCAUCAUGGACCUACCGCUGUCUCUUGACCCCCUCAACCUGGCCAGGAACAUGCCGGUAGUGGCCUAUGACCCCAUGUCAAAGUCUCGAUUUGGGGUCUUUCCGAGAAAUUCGCCAGAGCUUAUUCGCUGGUUCGAGACCAAGGCUUGUUGCAUAUUCCACACCGCCAAUACCUGGGACGAUCAAGUCAUUAACAAAGAGACUGGUCGAGUGGACACGAUCAGCGUCAACAUGCUGGUCUCUCGAUUGACGUCGGCUUCGCUGGUUUUCUCGGCCGGUAAUGUUGCCGCACCGCAGCCGACAACCCUCAACGGCACCGAAGAAGAGGAACAGUGUCGACCGUAUUAUUAUCAAUUUGGCAUGGAUGAUUUCAGGUGCAACCGGAUCAACCACCAAUUUGCCUUGAGUGCCGUUCCCUUUGAGUUUCCGAGUGUCAAUGAAGAAUACGUCAUGGGACGAGUCAGAUACAUUUAUGGCUGUUCAACCUCCGAAGGCUCAUUUGGCGCUGCUCUCGGCAGAGCAGUCAAAAUCGACUGCCUGGUCAAAGUCGACGCGGAGACCUUGAUCAGCCGAGGAAAGAAAGACCCGAGUCUUGUCUCGGUCACUGGAUGCGUAGACAUGAGGACAAUUCCAGACAUUAUCAGCGCCGACAGGAGCAAAGAGGAUCCGAUCUCGGUGUUUCAACUGCCACCUGGAUGGUACGCUCAGGAACCUCGCUUUGUGGCACGUCACAAUGGUGAAGGCGAAGAUGACGGGUGGUUGUUGACCUACGUCUUUGAUGAAUCCCAGUUGGAUGAGGAUGGCGAGUGUCGACCUGAUGCCAUCAGUGAACUGUGGAUCAUUGACGCAAGAGACAUGACUACCAUUGUUGCUCGGAUUCAGUUGACCCAAAGGGUCACUUAUGGUCUCCAUGGCAGCUUCAUCACUGAAGAUCAGAUCAAAACUCAAAGACCUAUUGAAACGAUUCGCGGCAUCAAGGAACUGGAUCACCUCAAAUCGGAGGGUGGUCUCUGGUCAAGGGCCAGAAACCGACUCGAGGGAUUCCUCGGAUGAUCUACCUACCUAGUUACACAAAGUCCAAUAAAUAACCCUAGACGACGACAGCCGUCUUCUUUUUUUCUGAUGUGGUGGAGUGGCUUUUUGGGGCGGGUUUUGAUUCGUUUUCCUCACAACAAGAAAUUCAGUAUUGAUAAACGGAGAAACUGUAUAGAUUUAAGAAUUAUUCCCGCAAUGCUAAGGAGGACCUAUUUUGUGAUUUUGUGAGUCGGUAAACAACAGCAAAGCGCUCAGGAUGAGAUGUAUUUGGGUCAUGUUUCGUUCAUUUCUAGCAAGAGGUCUCGGCCAAUAUUCGUCCUUGCAAUGUCCCUGUAUUCUCUUUCGGUUCUGGCCGAAUAUGCGUUUGAGGGCCUCGAGGGUUGAAGGAGAGAGAAAAAAAAUGAGAACUUUGUUCGUGGUGACAACGAAAAGUCGGUCAACCCUGGAGUAGAUAUCUACCUACAUACCUAGUAAGUAGUAUGGUACUUAAUCUGUGCCCCCUUAAAGGCCCUGGAGGGUCAAAGAUUAUU
Messenger RNA from Exophiala oligosperma, 2914 nucleotides. RefSeq lists its product as uncharacterized. NCBI's taxonomy places the organism in Eukaryota, Fungi, Ascomycota, Eurotiomycetes, Chaetothyriales, Herpotrichiellaceae. The transcript has a single exon. Gene Ontology annotation, biological process: carotene catabolic process. Gene Ontology annotation, molecular function: carotenoid dioxygenase activity. The record is from RefSeq and is a predicted model, not a curated record. The coding region runs from base 459 to 2402 and encodes 647 amino acids.